Tripterygium wilfordii is the source of this 510-nucleotide messenger RNA. RefSeq names its product ethylene-responsive transcription factor ERF015. Bases 1 to 510 code for a protein of 169 amino acids. Gene Ontology annotation, molecular function: DNA binding; DNA-binding transcription factor activity. Gene Ontology annotation, biological process: regulation of DNA-templated transcription. The transcript has a single exon. Lineage: Eukaryota; Viridiplantae; Streptophyta; Magnoliopsida; Celastrales; Celastraceae. The record is from RefSeq and is a predicted model, not a curated record.
AUGGAUAGAGUUCCAACCUCUCCUCCUAAAGAAGUCCGGCGGGGAAGACCUCCGGGACGUUAUAGGGGUGUUCGGAGGAGGGAAUGGGGUAAAUGGGUUUCUGAAAUAAGGGUCCCAAAGACUGGAAAAAGAAUAUGGUUAGGAUCUUAUGAUGCCCCAGAGAAGGCAGCUCGAGCCUAUGAUGCUGCACGAUACUGUAUUCAUGGUGAAUGUGGUCCAUUCAAUUUUCCUACUGAACGGAGGCCAACUCUGCCAGAGGGUUUUGUGCAUUUCUUUUCCAAAACAGAAGUCAAGGCCAUUGCAAGUGACUUUGCUUUAGCACAUGAAGCAGUGUCAGAAUCAGAUCCGAUUCCUGAUUCAGUUAAUUUAAAUGUUCCGAGCGCCACAGGAAGUGCAGAUAAGAUUGAUCAAUCUGCUAGUCUAACAGAAUCGGACUAUGGUUUCAUUGAAAAUCUAGAGCUGGAUGAUUUCCUCAUGUUUGACUUCGAAUGGUUGAGUGAUAUAUCCUAA